CCUCUCUAUGGCCACAGUGAAAUAAAUACUCUUGGUCAUUAGCAGCUGCUCUGCACUCGACACUCCGUCUCUCUCCCACUUAUGAGGACACACGCCUGCUACGGGACAUACUGCUGGCAGAAGAUCACUGGCAGCAAGGGAGUAAUUAUCCAGAGAUGGGUUUCGAGGAGGACCUGAGGUGUCCACAGGCGCAUGCAGCAGUCAUGCGUCUGCUGGACUCAGAGCUUCACCUCAUGGAGGUAAUGAAGAAGUGGAUGGGUCAGCGAGCUAAGAGUGAUCGCGAGUUUUCAGUGCAGCUGCACCACAUGACUGCAAUGGUGGAGAAGCUGGAGAGACCUCAGCCCAGCGCAGGGCUGGACUACAUCAGUCAGCUCAACAAGUCAUGGGGAGUGCUGGUCUCACAAACAGAGUCUCUCAGUCAGGUGAUGAAAAAGCACUCGGAGGAUCUGCUGGACGGUCCCAUCAGUAAACUGACGCUGCUCAUCAGAGACAAACAGCAGCUCCGCAAAACCUAUUCAGAGCAGUGGAACCUGCUGAGGCAGGAGCUCAACAAGGUGACCCAAACAGAGCUGGAGAAGUUGAAAACCAGCUACAAGCAGGCAGUUAAAGAUGCAGCCCAGGCCAAGAGGAAGUACCAGGAGACCAACAAAGACAAAGAGCGAGACAAGGCCAAGGAGCGUUACAUAAAGGCUGCACUGAAACUCCACGAGAUCCAUAAUGAAUACGUCCUCUCUGUGCGAGCUGCUCAAGCUUACCAUCAGCACCACUACAGUCAGAUCCAGCCUGCCCUGCUCAGCGCACUGCAGACUCUGCAGCAGGAGAUGGUGCUCAUACUAAAGGAGAUCCUGCAGGAGUAUUUUGACAUCUCUACUCUCCUCCAAAAUGAAGUGGUGCGGUUACACAGAGAGAUGUCGUCUGCCGUGGCAUCCAUUAAUCCUGACACAGAGUAUGAGAGCUUCAUCCAGCAGAACAGGUCAGUUGGGGAGAUUCCCGCUUGUGCAGACUUUGACUGUAGCCUGCUGGAGGACUAUGAGCAGCUAACUCCCAGGGAGAUUGAACUGAACGACCUCACACUUGAGACAAUUCAGCACAAACUCACUGCAAUAGAGGAGGAGCUGCUGAACCUGGCUCGAACUCUGGGCUCUCAGCAGGCUUCAGUUGAACAGCUGGAGCUGGAGCUGGAGGAAGAGCAGGAAGGUGUUAAAAAGGGCCAGAGGGUCUACCAGUUCAGCAAGAGACAUGCGAUGGAGGAGUGUCGGCAGCAGGUCGCUCUGUCACAGGGCUUGAGAGCAAAGCUGGAGGUUCAGAGGCUUCUGUUGAAGGAGAAACUGGACAAGCUGGGCUCCAGAGAACCUCCCUCAGCACUGAAACUGGACACAGACACGGUUUCAAUUUCAUCCAACACUGACCAAGGUCAAACUCCAGGCAAACACCUCGUGGAUGGGAUCAUAAGCAUCUUGUUUAAAUCCAAACCUGAGGUGCCUUCAGCCCUCACGCCGGUGCAGGAGGUGGAUCGUCCUCUGGGCCAGCAAGAAUGGUACCAUGGAGCCAUUCCCAGACUGGAGGUCCAGCAGCUGCUGAAGAAUGACGGAGACUUCUUGGUUAGGAAGAGUCAAGAGAAACAGGGCUAUGUGCUGUCCGUGCAGUGGGAUAGAUCGUGCAAGCAUUUCCUCAUUCAGAACACUGAUAAUCUGUACCGUCUGGAUGGAGAAGCCUUCCCCAGUAUCCCACAGCUGAUCCAUCAUCUGAUGUCCUCGCGACAACAUGUCACCAAGAGGGCUGACAUUGUGCUGAAGAAACCAAUACUGAAGGACAAAUGGGUCCUGGAACACGACGAUAUUAUCUUGGGACAUCUCAUUGGACGGGGUAACUUUGGAGAGGUGUACAACGGCCGUUUACGCUCCGAUAACACCCCUGUAGCUGUGAAAUCAUGUAAAGAGAAUCUGGCCCCGGAGCACAAGAGUAAGUUCCUGAUGGAAGCCAGGAUCCUGAAGCAGUACGACCAUCCCAACAUUGUGAAGCUGAUCGGAGUGUGCACACAGAAACAGCCCAUCUACAUCGUCAUGGAGCUCGUUCAAGGUGGUGAUUUUCUCUCCUUCUUGCGCCAUGAGGGUCACAGUCUGAAACCUAAGACAUUGAUCAAAAUGACAGAAAAUGUUGCAUCUGGCAUGGAGUACCUGGAGAGCAAGAAGUGUAUCCACAGGGACCUUGCAGCCAGAAACUGUCUGGUUGCGGCACACAAUGUGGUGAAGAUCAGUGACUUUGGGAUGUCCCGUCAGCAGGACGAUGGUGUCUACUCUGCAGAAGGUGGCCUCAGACAGAUUCCUGUCAAAUGGACGGCUCCCGAAGCUCUGAACUAUGGUCGGUAUACUACAGAGAGUGACGUCUGGAGCUUUGGUGUCUUGCUGUGGGAGACUUUCUCCUUGGGAAUGACGCCCUACACGAGCAUGACCAACCAGCAGACACGAGACGAGGUGGAGAAAGGAUACCGCAUGCCUGCCCCACAUGGCUGCCCUGUGGAAAUCUCCAAAAUUAUGAACAGCUGCUGGCAGUACGAGCCCAGAAACAGGCCGUCUUUUAGGAAACUUCGGUCUGAGCUCAGUACUAUAUACAGCAGAAUUACAUAAUGCAAGGAGCUGUGCAUGCACAUAUGUUGAGGAGAAGGUGGGCUUGGAGUUGUUGAUAAGCUGUUUGUUCCAUCUGAAAUCAUAUUGAAAAGGCAAAUAAAAAAAAUAGCAUUUAAUAUAUGAACAGUAAAUAUUAAUUUUUAGACUUCUUUAGUUGUGGGGAUGAAUAAGCCAGUUAAUGGCAGUACUUCUGUGCUCCUUACAACACUUAUGUUGUCAACACUUCAUUUUCCACACUUGAGUUUUUUUCUCCAGUGCUGUACUCCUGCCGAGUGUUCUCAGAGUUUCAUUCACAGCCUAUUAAAAGCUAUGCAAACUCACUUA
Molecule: messenger RNA, 2951 nt
Organism: Mugil cephalus (flathead mullet)
Lineage: Eukaryota; Metazoa; Chordata; Actinopteri; Mugiliformes; Mugilidae
Gene: fes
Product: FES proto-oncogene, tyrosine kinase
Exons: 18
Coding region: 156-2627 (823 amino acids)
Biological process (GO): peptidyl-tyrosine phosphorylation; cell adhesion; chemotaxis
Molecular function (GO): non-membrane spanning protein tyrosine kinase activity; ATP binding
Source: RefSeq, a predicted model, not a curated record